Pyrus x bretschneideri (Chinese white pear) is the source of this 987-nucleotide messenger RNA. RefSeq lists its product as uncharacterized. The transcript has a single exon. The record is from RefSeq and is a predicted model, not a curated record. NCBI's taxonomy places the organism in Eukaryota, Viridiplantae, Streptophyta, Magnoliopsida, Rosales, Rosaceae. Bases 197 to 814 code for a protein of 205 amino acids.
AACAGAUUAAUCGAAUCUUGUUAUUCCUACCACUUCAUAUGACCACAUAUUAGUUGACCGCACGAUGUGAGCACAAAUAACGUAUCUACUUCAACUUCAUCAUCUAUAAUUAUUGACUUAUCCGUAAGAAAUUAACUAGAACGUUGAUCAUCCAAUCCAAGGAGAAAUCGAUUCAGAGACUUAGAAAGAUCGAUCGAUGCAAUGGCAAAUGGCGAUGGUGAAGCAUUUCAGCCACCGCCAUGAGUUGUGCUCAUUUCAGGUGCAAGAAGAAGAUGAUGAAAUUAUCAUCUGCUCGGGAUGUGACCUGGAGCUGAUGAUGAACUCAGGUACUUCAGCUUACAAAUGCAGCAAGUCCAAGUGCCAAUUUUACCUCCACGACUUGUGCUUCGAGCUCCCCCGACAAAUAAAACACAAGUCUCACCCCCAACACCCUCUCACUCUCAUCUCCAACCCUCCCUACGAAUACGGCGAGUUCAAAUGCGAUGCCAGUUUUGAGUACGGCUCUAAUUGUUUCGCCUUCCACUGCGUCCACUGCAAAUACGAUCUCCCUCUCCAGUGCGCUGCGUUGCCUGAAACUCUUGGUCAUCCGCAUCAUCAUGAGCACACCCUCACUCUCCGAUAUUCUUCAUUGCCCCCAAAUCACGAUCAAGGCAAACGAAUAAUGUGCGAUCUCUGCGGAGGGUCUUCCCCAGAGGGCUGCUGGGUUUACUGCUGCAAAGAUUGCGGCUAUACCAGUGAUCUCCAGCGUUCCAUUAAUGCUGAAGCUGAUGAUCAAGAUUACCACCAACAUGACGAUCAUUCAAUCUCAUCUUGAACCGUUCAGUUUUAUUUUUCGCAUGCAAUUUACGUCAUCGAUCGCUUACUAAAUUACUAUGUAUCAUGAUGAUAGAUUAUUUAGGAGUUAAUUUUGCUAUUCGGCGGUUUAUGUACUACUUUGGCGUGUGAUUAUCUUCCCUUAAUUAUCAUAACCUCUGGAUUCCUUCGGUU